Messenger RNA from Colossoma macropomum (tambaqui), 2915 nucleotides. RefSeq names its product opioid growth factor receptor-like 1 (gene ogfrl1). Lineage: Eukaryota; Metazoa; Chordata; Actinopteri; Characiformes; Serrasalmidae. Gene Ontology annotation, cellular component: membrane. Gene Ontology annotation, molecular function: opioid growth factor receptor activity. The transcript is spliced from 7 exons. The record is from RefSeq and is a predicted model, not a curated record. Bases 62 to 1195 code for a protein of 377 amino acids.
ACGGCUGCGCUGCACGGCAGCAUGUAGGCUGCGGGGGGAAAGCGGAGUACAGCGGGUUUAAAUGGGCAAUCUGAUGGGCGGGCUGAGGUACAAGGAGCCAAGCACCGUGGAGGAGUGCGACUCGACAUGGGAAACGGACUCAGAGAGCGAGGAGCAGCCGCAGGGAGCAGAGGAGGACAGCGGCAUUUCGGACAGCAUGAGCCCGAGCGAAACGGCCAAGUGCGCCGAGCAGAUGGACAGCUUUCAGCAGUUUGGUGACACAGUUGAGUUGUCCACUAAGAUGAAAAGAAGCCUUUAUGCUGCCAAGGACCUGUACAAGUACCGCCAUAGUUAUCCGAAUUACAAAGAGCCUCGACAGCUAAACGAGUAUCGCAAUCUGAGGUUCUACCUGAAUAAGAUUCCUCUGGUACCAGACGGAAUAUAUGUUGAAGAGAUCCUCACCAAAUGGAAGGGAGACUAUGACAAGCUUGAGCACAAUCACACCUAUAUUCAGUGGCUUUUCCCACUCAGGGAACAAGGCCUCAAUUUCUAUGCCCAGGAACUCACUCAGGAUGAGAUCAAGGAAUUCCAGAACACUCGAGAGGCCAAGCGACGCUUCUUGCAGGCAUACACCAUCAUGUUGGACUUCUUUGGAAUCAAGCUCUUAGAUAAGAAUGGAAAUGUAUCCCGUGCUCCGAACUGGCAGGACCGUUUCCAGCACCUGAACGAAUCUCAGCACAACUACUUGCGGAUUACGCGGAUUCUGAAGAGCCUGGGUGAGCUGGGCUUCGAGAGCUUUAAGCCCCAUUUGGUUCAGCUGCUUCUGCAGGAAGCUCUGGUUGAGGGUACGCUGCCCAACAUGCGCCACAGCGCGCUGGAGUACUUUGUGUACACGGUGCGAGCUCCUAGCCAGAGACGCGCUCUGCUCCGCUUCGCCCAGCACCACUACCAGCCCCCUGAGAACUUCAUCUGGGGGCCCCCCAGAAGGAGACGUCUACCAGGGGGCAGGGGGAGCAAAACAGAGCCUGCAGUGGACUGGAGUACAAGCAAAGCUAGGUCUUCUAAGCAGGGAAGUCCAAACAGCCCCAGGGCGGAGAAGGGGGAGCUGGAAGGGAGGGAAGGAGGGGAGUGGAAGACAGCAAAGUUGCCCAGAAGCAUUCUGGAGGGCCGUGCAAGGGUAGACACAGAGGAAUACAUUGAAACUGUCCCUCUAUAAAACAGUGGAAUAAGGGGAUUCAGGGAAAGAGCCUUAGAAUAUUAGGAUCAGGCUUAUUUUGGGGACUAGGAAUGGGCUUGGCCCAAAGCAAUAUUAUUCCCUGCCUUGAUUUUCAGUGACUAGCUGUAAGAGAUUUAUGACUCUUUGGCUUUUUGUAAAAUCUGUGAGGAAUCAAUAACUUUCAUUUUGUUUACUUUAAGGUUCACAGUAUUAGCUGAUGACUAGCACAGUAUUAGCUGAUGAUUAGCUGAUUUUUCUGCUGUUUUGUUAGUCUUGCCUGACAUAUUAGACGAAUCGUAGCACACACUGAGAUUAAUAUGUAGAUAUGUGUCUGUUGCCUAAAUUGCCUGUGUGAGUGUUGGUAUGUUUUGAAUCUUUGCCUAUCCAGUCUUCCUCUGUGAGAUAUUGUAACUAGAGGUGGGAAGCACUAUGUGAUAUUAUCACGAUACUUGAGCCAUGAUGCGAUUGUGAUUAUUUUGAUAUGAGAUGUUGCGGUAUAUAGUGAAUUAUUUUUGACACUGUAAAACAUUUUACUUUAAUAUUACAGUAAAUUACUGGCUACUAGUCAUAAAUCCAAUUACAAAAAUGUUUGGGCAUUAUACGAAAUGCUAAUAAAAUCAGAAAGCAGUGAAUAGGUUCAAUGAAAAACAAAAUGUUAUGUUUUACCUUGUGAACAUUACAGUUUUUUGCAAAUAUAUGCUCAUUCCAAAUUUGAUGCCUGCAUCAUAGUCCAAAAAAGUUGGGGCAGGAGCAUGUUUACCACUGUGUUACAUCACCUUUCCUUUUAACAUCACUUAAUAAGCAGUUGAAUGACACCCAUUGAUCCAGUUUUGAAAGCAGAAUGUUUUGCCAGUCUUUUGCUAUAUAAGCCUGCACAACUGUACGGCUCCUUCAUUGUUGUAUUUUGCACACAUUUUCAAAGGUGGACAGGUCUGGACCGCAGGGACGCCAGUAUAUCCCCCACACUCUCUGAUUACACAGCCAUAUAUUUAAUGUGGAAAUAAGCAUGGACGUCCCUGAAAAAGAUGUCAUCUGGAAGGCAGAAUGUGUUACUCCAAAACGUGUUCGCAUUAAUGAUACCUUCACAGAUGUGCAGAUUAUCCACUAAUGCCCUCCCAUACCAUGACUGACCCUGGCUUUUGACCUUUACACUGGUAACAGUCUGGAAGGUCUUUUUCUUCUUUGCAGAACACAACGUCCAUUAUUUCCAUAAACAGUCUGAAAGUUUGGCUUAUCAGACCACAAUGCAUGUUUCCACUGUGCAUCAAUCCAAUUCAUAUGAGACUAAGCCCAGAGAUGUUGGCAGCAUUUCUAGAUGUUAUUGACAUAUGAGUUCCACUGUGCAUAAUACAGACUUCAUUUGCAUUUGUGGAUGCAGCGAUGAACGGUGUUUAUUCACAGUGGUUUGUCAAAGUAUUCCCGAGCCCAUUUGUACAUCUCCAUCAAAGAAGCGUGUUGUUCUUUAAUGUAGUGCUGUCUGAGCGCAAGGAUUUAUAGGCAUUCAGUUGUGGUUUUUGGCCUUAUCCUUUAAGAUUUCUCCAGAUUCCCUGGAUUUUUCAUAUUAUUAUGCACUGUAGAAGGUGAUGCUCAUAAAGGACUCAGCCUUUCCUUUUAUACCCAGGCACGAUUGUAUCUCCUGUUUUAGAGGUUUUUUGAACAUUCCUAGUCUUAAAUUGACCCUGUCCAAACUUUUUUGGAAUGUGUAGCAGGCAUUAAUUUC